AAGGUCGUUUCCCAAUUUGGCAGGUCUGUAUGUACGACCCAUUCCCACGGGCGCUUUGUUCACACAACUCGACUCCGGCCAUGCCCCGGAACGACGGCCGCAAUGACCUCUACCCCCAGCUCCUCCGUCGGAUGACCGGACACGGAGACUAUGAUAGACUGCUGUGGGUCCUCACCCAGAAGCUGAAUGAAUCUGGGUGGCUAGACGACUUCCGGGACAAGAGCAAAGAAAUGGCCCGUAAUGCGGACAGUAUAUCGGCCGAGACGAUGAUGACCGAAUUACGGCCACAAGCCGAAGCGACAAUACCACCGAAGGUGCAGCAAGAAAUCAUGACCAUGAUUCGACAAUAUUUGGAGAAACAAGUCGAGGGCUAAACGAGUGUGCUUCUUGACUAUUUGCGAAGCCAAGCCUGGAUUUUCGCUUCUCUGCUGUAUGUUGUAUCUCAGUUAUACCCACUGUUCUAUUCCAGCGUUUUGCUCUUGCUC
This is a messenger RNA of Rhodofomes roseus, 485 nucleotides long. RefSeq names its product transcription factor e(y)2-domain-containing protein. Gene Ontology annotation, cellular component: nuclear pore; SAGA complex; DUBm complex. The transcript has 4 exons. Gene Ontology annotation, biological process: regulation of transcription by RNA polymerase II; poly(A)+ mRNA export from nucleus; positive regulation of DNA-templated transcription. The record is from RefSeq and is a predicted model, not a curated record. NCBI's taxonomy places the organism in Eukaryota, Fungi, Basidiomycota, Agaricomycetes, Polyporales, Fomitopsidaceae. Gene Ontology annotation, molecular function: transcription coactivator activity; chromatin binding. Bases 30 to 374 code for a protein of 114 amino acids.